This is a messenger RNA of Fibroporia radiculosa, 3501 nucleotides long. RefSeq lists its product as uncharacterized. The transcript is spliced from 11 exons. Gene Ontology annotation, cellular component: TRAPPIII protein complex. The coding region runs from base 1 to 3501 and encodes 1166 amino acids. The record is from RefSeq and is a predicted model, not a curated record. Lineage: Eukaryota; Fungi; Basidiomycota; Agaricomycetes; Polyporales; Fibroporiaceae.
AUGGUUCAAGACACAUCGCCGUCUUCAGAGAUGUAUCUUUCCAAGUCGAAAAAUGGCGUGUGUGGAGGAUGGGGUAUGGAACUUGCUGACACUGGGGACGACGACGUUAACUACGCCGAUCUGCGAGAGUGCACGGUAUUAUGGGCUGUGAAUGUGCCAGGAGAGUCGCCGUGGUGUAGCACUGAGCUCGAUGGUCCAGAAGAUCAACAAGAGCGGCAAGAGUACUCUGCUGCCAUACGGUCUCAUGAAAUUACACUGGCGCACAAGUUUCCGCAUCCGACGGAUCCACAUGUUGGAGUGCAAGUGAAGAUAUACGACUCUAACUUUGGGUCCGAAGCACUCAAGUCUACAGACUUGGUUACCUUUGUCGGAAUCUUGACCACUGAGUCGUCAGUAUCUCUAACUUAUGCACCUUCCGAUCGUCUCACUGCGAGAGUUCGAUCUUCUAGCUCGAGUGUAGACAUCGACAGUACCGCCGAAGUGCCUACGCUGCAUGUCUUAUUCAUCCGAUCGCAUCCUCAUUCACUCAUUUCCCGGCCGUACCCAUGUGUGCUGCAAGAACCUCCUGCAUUGUAUACGGCACAACUUAGGGACGAUCUUCUUACAUGGAUAGCAGAGGAGGCAUUGGAUGGAGACCGUGAUGCUGCUGAAUGGGUUUUACUUGCAUGUAUAGCUCGCGUGCAAUCACGAAACCCUUCCCUUUUACCGCCCUCUCUGACUAUCACGCACUUUCCCCAACCUCCACCGAUACCAUCUACUAUCAUCACUCCUCGAGAGCCCAUUCCUACAUUAUCGCUACUUCUCCAAUAUCUCAUCCCUUUGACACGCACUCUGCCGCUCUCCCUCAACAUCUUGAAUAAGAAACUAUUAGCACCAGAAAGCAAGGACGAAGAUUUACACGCCGGUGCACUACAACUUCCGCAAGGUACUUUCCUACUUGUUACAGAGAGUGGUAUAAAAGAAGGCAAGCUUACCGAACAGGGCUAUCGAAACAUCCAUACCUUGCAGGAGGUCAUAUCGACGCAGACACUAGCAUAUGUUUUCCCGUUUUCGCAAUUCUCCUUCCAGACAGACAUGAGCUGUGUGGUUCUCAGCGAGGGAAGCAAGAGUGCAUUCUUCAAGACCGACCUCUCUUAUCCCAUCAGGACGACUCCUGCGGGAAGAGCAUCGCUGUACAAGCUCGAAGAUGAUGUUGUCCUCCCUCCUCCUGCGCGGUUGGCUGCUUUCAGAGAUUUUGUCGUCGGCGCUCGCUCGGGCAAGGUACAGGUUGACGAAGCAACAUCGGAGUACAUACAACGUGAUUUCGUCCGCGACCGGCAGCAGGACAAGUCGAUUACGUCUGAUGAUCUCAUAAGACGAAUGACUGUUGCGAAAUUGUAUGCAUUGUCACUGCAUGAGUCUACGCUCACAAUCGAGCGACCCUCGUUAGCAAGCGCAUGGGAGCCUUUCUACUCAAGUUCACCAUCAUUCUCAGCGCAUUCGACCACGUCCAUCGUUUCGUUGCAAGGGAAGACAGCGCUUCCCGGACACCCCAAAACUCUGCGCGAUUUGAGUCAUGUCACGGAAGUGCUCAUGCUCCCAUCCUCGUUUGGUGCAAUUCAGCUGGGUGAAACAUUCACUAGUUGUCUGUCUGUGAACAAUGAGGCCAGCGUUGAUGUGGAAUCGGUCACUUUGACGGUGGAAGUGCAAACUGCUUCCACGAAAGCUACUGUCGCCGAAUUCGGUGGGCCCGAUUUUCGACUAGCCGUCGGGGAAUCAUUGGAGAAGGUUGUCGGCCAUGAAAUAAAGGAACUGGGUCAACACGCUUUGGCUUGCACAAUCUCGUAUCGUCUUCCAUCCGGCAUCCGUGCCCCAGUAGCCCCAGCAGCUGAUUCAAACGAUCCAAAUUUGUAUGUUUUCCGUAAGUUCUAUAAAUUUGCAGUCACCAAUCCGUUAUCUGUUAAGACAAAAGUUCACGUACCUCGUGCACCGUCGGCUACGUUUUCCCGUGUGGAACGCGAGAAGGUGUUUCUCGAAAUACACGUUCAAAAUCUUACACAAGAUGCAAUGUGGUUGGAACGUAUGCGCCUUGAGUGUGCUGACGGUUGGAAGGCAGACGAUGCCAACCUAAUGAACGACGAGGAUGCUAGCGAAAGCGUCUUCUCCGGCUCCAUGGGUCUCAUGCAGCCGCACGAUAUGCGUCAAUACAUUUACAUCUUGUCACCCGUCAACCUGGCACUUUUUCCUACAGCACAUCAGCCCGGUAGUGUCGUGCCAUUGGGAAGAUUAGACAUCACAUGGAAGUCUUCAUUUGGAGAGCCAGGUCGCUUACUGACUUCAAUGCUAUCUCGACGGAUACCGCUCAUCCAAGCCCCACCGCAACUGCACCCCCCUGCAUCGGCUUCCAAGCAGCUUGCAUCAGCCAUACCGCUUCACUUGCAACGUGCUUCGUCUGUCGCUGCCACUCCCCCGCGCCCUCGUUCACCUCAGCUGCCCCAGCGACCCUUAAGUCCACCUGCUAAUGCUACUGGACCUGCGCCGUAUCGGCCUGGAUCACCGUUCCGCAACCGUACCUCAAUGCCUCCGUUAAAUUUACAACCUCUCAGUGUUCCCUCAUCACCCAAUCCAGCUAUCCGUCGUCAAGAUGAUGUGGAUGUUGAUCUUGUUAUCCGCAACAUUCCCCGCGCAGACAUCAAAGUGGAGAGUUCGUUCGUUGUUGACUUCACCCUCAACGUCUUGGCACUGGUCCCAAUCGCUCAACCUUCAGAAAUACAGAGCACCAGACUCCUCUCACUCGUGAUUCAGCACGUGCAGCGACGGCGGCAGGACUCUUCGUCAGCUGUCGCUGCAGAGCACAAAGAGGGCCCUCUCAGUCCCCGCCUACCUUCGUCUGGAUUCUCAUCACCCUCUCCAUAUGAAACGCCACAUCGUGCUGAUUUCCAGGACUUUCUGGCCCGAAGACUUCUUGUAGCGUCUCCGCGUCGGCUGAAUGCAGACGACGAAUCUAGUCACACAGAACUUGAUGGAGGCCGCGAUACACCUGCACCCGCUGAUGUUGGGGGGAACAGUGGCACUAUUGCGCUGCCUCCUCCAUUUAUAGAGUCGGAGGAGGAGAAGCAAGCUCCAUCUCCCAGUGUCGUGUAUUUGGGCAGUUCCGCCGUGUUUCUACCCCAGCUGCGUUUGACUCCUUCAGCCGAUUCGGUUUCUUCUGCUGCUCGCGGACAUCUCCCAGCCCAUGACAGAAAUAUCAGUACUAGUACUGUAGGCAGUGAUGCCGACAGUGAGUUGGAUAAUGCCAUCGGAAAUCCGGUGGCGAAGGUGGUGGUGUCGAAGGAUUUCCAAUUGUCAUAUUUACCUCUUCGACAUGGUUUUGCGACAUUCGGCGGACUAAGAGUUGUGUUGGUCGAGGACAGGCUGGUAGACGACAGUAACAGUGAAGCAGUUGGAACAAGAUGUUUCACUGCUGAGACGCGAGCGCUGAAAGAAUGGGGUGUUGUGGGCGAAGUAUGGGUACCCUCUUAA